CUGGAUCAAUUGGUUGACAUUCAAUUCGCAUGUGCCAAAACCGGAUGAUCUUUCCGGUUGAGUCAGGGAACUAAACACACGCAAUCUGUCUUCCAGCUGACCAGGUCUAUCUGCGCAUGAAUGCGGCACGAUCCCGAAAACCCGGCACCACGGCCCCCGAAGAAUGCCGGCGUGUCCCCAUAAAUCCCGUAGCCCGGCACCAAAGGGCACCGGCCGCCGCCCUCCUUGGUCCGGACGCCAAACCGUUCCAUCUGAAGCACCAACUCGUCUCGCUAGAGAAAUCCCAUCAAAGUGCCGAACCUUGCAGAUGAUACCCCCCAUAUCUCAAAACUCAACGGGUCGCCGCGGACAUGAGAGCGAGCGCAAGGAAGGGGACCCAGCGGGAUGUGCAAGCGCCAGGACCUCCAUGGGCACAGUGCCGACCACUCCUCCCACCAUCAUCACCGAAAUCCUUCCGACCAGCUCAGGCCCCAACCGUCCCCGGAAUUCGUGCCAUCACGACAGCACGCAACCACACAACCACACACCCAAGGGUCACGCCAGCAGAGCCACUCUGCGCACCCGGUCUGAUCACUCAGUCCAGUGAGAGACGAGACUGCUUUUGCUCUUGAAACCGGAGCCAAGGGGAAACCCCUGCAUUGUCAGUGUGCCGGCGCCGAUAAGCUUGUUACCUUUCUCGGCCGACGCCACCAAUGGUUCAUCUUGUCAUCCACCAAGAGCCUCACAGAGCUACGGGCACAUCCUUCGUCUUAGGAGGAUCUAACCAGCUGU
Messenger RNA from Colletotrichum godetiae, 771 nucleotides. RefSeq lists its product as uncharacterized. NCBI's taxonomy places the organism in Eukaryota, Fungi, Ascomycota, Sordariomycetes, Glomerellales, Glomerellaceae. The coding region runs from base 164 to 586 and encodes 140 amino acids. The transcript has a single exon. The record is from RefSeq and is a predicted model, not a curated record.